Megalops cyprinoides (Indo-Pacific tarpon) is the source of this 3349-nucleotide messenger RNA. Its product is annotated as neurexophilin-2-like. The transcript is spliced from 3 exons. Lineage: Eukaryota; Metazoa; Chordata; Actinopteri; Elopiformes; Megalopidae. Gene Ontology annotation, molecular function: signaling receptor binding. The coding region runs from base 348 to 1139 and encodes 263 amino acids. The record is from RefSeq and is a predicted model, not a curated record.
UUCAGUCACUGACACUUUUGUUUGGACCACGUCCUCUUGUAAAAAAGUAAGGUUAAUAGCCCAACUGUCAAGGAGGGUCUCUGCGUCUCUGCACAGAUAUUUCAUCAUCAAAGUCGGAAGCUGUCCCGAGCCUUUGGGACCGUCUUCCAAAUGCGUGCAUUUUACACGAGACGCCUGGCUUAAGAAGAUUCUCUCAGCAACUUUGGAAGGCGGGCUACGGUCGCACGGAUGAACGGUUAAUUACAGCAAUGGUGCACCUCCCAGUGCGAAUCUACAAACCCGCAAAAGUGGAUGUAUCUAUAAGCCAUAUUCAGGAAAAAACAGCGAUUUAAGGGAAGACGUCAAAGAUGAAAAACCUGUUCACGACCCUGCUCCUUCUGUGCCUUCACCCGGUCACAGAGAACAAAGUGCAGAUCCCCACCACAGAGCUGCUGGACUGGGGGGAAGGCGAUAAUGAUGAGAGCAUCUCUGCCGACGUGGCCAGCCCUCGGAUUGUCAACCCCCUGCGUCUGUUUGCCAGGGGGUCCGCCGGGCUCCGGCAGAACAUGAGGGAGAUGACAUACUUAGAAAACAUGGAGGACCUCUGGGACUGGUUAUCUAAUAAGACAGAUGUGCAGCAAACGCGCCCGAGAACUAAACGCAGGCCCAUAGUGAAGACGGGGAAGUUCAAAAAAAUGUUCGGUUGGGGCGACUUCCACUCCAACAUCAAGACGGUGAAGCUCAACCUCCUCAUCACGGGCAAGAUCGUGGACCACGGCAACGGCACCUUCAGCGUCUACUUCCGGCACAACUCCACCGGCAACGGCAAUGUCUCCGUGAGCCUGGUGCCCCCCUCCAAGGUGGUGGAGUUCGAGAGUGCCCAGCAGUCAACCCUGGAGACCAAGGACUCCAAGGCGUUCAACUGCCGCAUCGAGUACGAGAUGUCGGACCGGGCCAAGAAGACAACCCUCUGCAGUUACGACCCUCCCAGGACGUGUUACCAGGAACAGACCCAGAGCCACGUCUCCUGGCUGUGCUCCAAGCCAUUCAAAGUUAUAUGCAUCUACAUCGCCUUCCACAGUGUUGACUACAAACUGGUGCAGAAAGUCUGCCCCGACUACAAUUACCAUAGCGAUACUCCCUACUUCUCCACUGGAUGACCUCACAGUUGCAUGUUCAUGGGUCCCUGGAAGUUCUGAUGACGACAAAGACCUUUGUUGAUCCCUCCUGUGAUCCUGCUAUACCAUUAUCACAGUAUGUCCUCUCUACUUUAGAAGUCAUUUUAAAGCUUUUUUCCAGAUGCUGGGUACCAGGAAAUGGCUACUGAUGAAUUUCAGCUUCUGUGUCAGCGGACCUGCAAGACAAUUUUAAUGUUAACAAGCAACUUUAUCUGUAGCUAAUUAAUGGAGGUAUCCAAGUUUCCCUUAAUGCGUAAGAGAAUAAAGCAAGACAAGUUUUGCCUGAGGAUGUGUUCUCGUGUUCACCUAGAAUUGGAAGGGAAAGGUAAUUAUUCUUGUGUCUUCACAUUCUGUGGCAUAUGCGAAUGUCAGACCCCAGGUUCAUGACAGGGGGGAAAUGGAGCACAAGAUUUCACUUCAAAAGGUGGCUUUCCGUUUGAACCUUGGGCUCUGUCCCCCGUGAUGGAAAAGCUCCCCCUUGUGCACCAAUCAGCAGCAUUGACACGCGUAGUCAGGUACAAGGAAGCGACCCUGUCACUGAGAGAGGAGUAAGCCUUUCCUUCCUUUUAGAGGUGCAGUGCUUAAUUACAUCAUAACGCUAGUUAUAUUCAUGUUCAAAGAAAAUAAUAAUAAAAAAAACAUUUCCAAACAUGCAUUUGGACCUUGACACAGAUAAUCUUCAGGCAGACACUGUAGUAUGACGAAGUUAUGUUAUGGAGUGCACACUAACUACAUAUGAAGCUGGGUUUGCUUUCUUGGAUCAUGUGAUGUAAGCAUCACUUCAUAUCCAUUGUUAUGUUCAGAAUCAGAGGAUGGUGUUGAAUUUUAUGUGAACACCCUAUUAGAAAGAAAAAUUUUUUUGUAGAUACAAUGUACUGAUAUAGCUUUUUCGGAUGUACCAGAAGGCUUGUAUGUGGGCAAGUGUCAUUGCUUUAAGACGUAUUUUGUUCAUAUUUUGUUUAUAUUUUUGGAAUAGACACCCUACGUUCAUUGGAUUUCACUCACACUUUAUUGACAAGAUACAUGUAAUGUCUAUAUUUCCAAUGUUAUUAUGUUAGUUUAAUGUAGCCAACUUGAAUUUCUCCUUAAACUAAAUUGAAAAAAAGAUUAUUCAUAAUCUGCAUUUUUAGAAGUUGCAUUUUAGUUUGAAUGGAUCUCAGCUUCAACAGCACAUGAUUUCCAGUAUAAACUUCCACAUGGAAACCAAAACCCUUGACAUGGCUGUUUCUAGCUGGUUGGCAAAUCUAUGUACAGUUCCUGGCCUGAAGGCUUCAGAUUUACAUACAAUCACUGACGUGUGGCCUCGGAGGUCAAAACAGAGCAGGUGUGAAAUUUCAAUCUGUCCUGUGACAGCAUCGAAAUUGCUCACUUUAGUAGGGGCAGUGGGAUAGAUUUGAUGGAGAUCCACAUCUUACCAACCACCAAACUCGGCCACUUCAGUUUUGUGAUCCAUGCAAAAAUGCAUGGCCGUGGUUACCCGAGUUAAAGACCUGAAUUAAAGUGUUUGCUUGGUGGUAGAUAUGUACUACGAUUUGCUUCAAUGAAGGGUCAAAAAUACAUACAUGCACAUAUCCUAAAAGAGACUAAAGUGUGUAUUGUAUCCUAUCAUAUCCUCAUUGGCAGUGCUAACCGUAUGCAUUAUGUAAAUAUACCUUUUUUGUCAUUUGCCUCCCCCAGCUGUGUUAAAUGCCAGUCUCCAGUUGUACUACUUAAACUCUUUUUGCAGCGACAACUUGUUCACUCAUGUGGAAACACAAAGUAAAGUGAAUGCAGUCCUCCUAAUACAUCUGCACCCCAAAAGGACUGUUUUUCACACUACAAGUCCCAUAGUGCUCUAGUGAAGUUCAAGUGAAGUAAGCCCUCAUUGGAGGGUACACACUACUUUGCUGACAUCAUCCUAGUCACUUUCCCGGCACCUGACAAUUUGCAGGGUUACUUGAUUCCAGAAAAAAAAAGUGCUGUAAAGGGCAAGUGUAGUUAGAAGGCCUCACAGCACACGUGGAUAUAGUGACGUUGUACAGUUCGAGAUGAUGUUUACAGACCGAUGAUUGGGCAGACUGACAUUGUACAGGACAUUAAAUUAACUGUUGUGGUCUCAUGUGACAAUGCAAAAGCAUACCAUUUAGAUUUUGCUUACCUAUCUAAUGGUACCUGUGUUACUGUGGUCAAAACUGCCAAACCUAUACCAGCCC